Molecule: messenger RNA, 2183 nt
Organism: Arachis stenosperma
Lineage: Eukaryota; Viridiplantae; Streptophyta; Magnoliopsida; Fabales; Fabaceae
Product: cold-responsive protein kinase 1-like
Exons: 8
Coding region: 88-2073 (661 amino acids)
Biological process (GO): protein phosphorylation
Molecular function (GO): ATP binding; protein kinase activity
Source: RefSeq, a predicted model, not a curated record
AGAUCUCUCUAUGUUCACAUAUACAUGCACAACACCCAGCCAAAUCCAUAGAUAAUAAUAUCCCAACUUUCAUAACCAAAACAAUCAAUGAAUAAACCACUCAAACUCUUGGCCUUGACCUUAAUCAUAUUAUGGUCAUGGUGGACUUCAUUCCAUUUCCAUGGAGCAUUAGGAGACCCCCAAACCCUUUUGCUCAACAAAGGUUGCAGCCAAUACAACGCAACCAACUUGUCGAAUUUCAACCAAAACCUAAACUCAACUUUGAGAGAUCUUAGAAACCAAAGUAAGAGUAUGGAUUUUGGUACAUCACACCAUGCCGUAGGAGCGGAUCCUGUCUACGGCAUGUUUCAAUGCAGGGACUACUUAUCAAAGGCUGAUUGUGCCACGUGUUUCUCUGUUGCGGCCGCCCAAAUUCGCAAUUGCUCCGCCGGAGCUAAUGGUGCCCGGGUGAUAUAUGAUGGAUGUUUCAUCCGGUACGAAAGCAAUGAAUUCUUCAACCAAACAACUCUACCGGGUAACAGCAUGAUUUGUGGUAACAAAACUGCAAGUGGAGGAUCAAAUGCUUUCAAUGGAGUUGCACAAAAAGUGCUACAAGAUUUGCAAACAGCAACACCAAGAAUUCCCGGUUACUUUGCAGCUACCAAGACACAAGUAGCCGCCGGCGGCGGCGGCGCAAUCUAUGCCAUCGCACAAUGUGCUCAAUCCGUGUCUGAGGGAGGUUGUUCGGAAUGCUUGAAUGUUGGUGUCACCAACAUUCAAAGUUGUCUUCCUAAUACAGAUGGUAGAGCAUAUGAUGCUGGUUGUUUUAUGAGAUAUUCUAUGACACCAUUCUUUGCUGAUAACAAAGUUGUUGAUGUCACACCAUAUUUGAAACAACAAGAAGGAGGAAAUUCAAGCAACAACAAAGGGGCUAUUAUUGGUGGUGUUAUUGGAGGUGUAGUACUUCUAAUUAUUCUCUUUGCAUUGUUUGUGUGGCUUAGAAGAAACAAAAAAUUACCAACAAGAGGUCCUAGAGGUGACUUAUUGGGAGCAACUGAGUUGAAAGGUCCAGUUACUUAUAGGUAUAAAGAUUUAAAAAGUGCAACAAAAAAUUUUAGUGAUGAAAAUAAACUAGGAGAAGGAGGUUUUGGAGAUGUAUACAAGGGUACUCUGAAAAAUGGAAAAAUAGUUGCUGUGAAGAAAUUGGCUUUAGGCCAAUCAAGAAAAAUUGAUGAAAGUUUCGAAAGUGAAGUGAAGCUUAUAAGUAAUGUUCACCAUAGGAAUCUGGUUAGACUUCUUGGAUGUUGUAGUAAGGGCCCAGAAAGAAUCCUUGUUUAUGAGUACAUGGCAAAUAGCAGCCUUGACAGAUAUUUAUUUGGUGAGAAGAAGGGUAAUCUGAAUUGGAAACAAAGGUAUGAUAUAAUUGUAGGCACAGCAAGAGGUCUUGCAUAUCUACAUGAGGAUUUCCAUGUUUGUAUCAUACACAGAGAUAUAAAAACUAGCAACAUACUAUUGGAUGAUGAUCUUCAACCUAGAAUUGCUGACUUUGGUUUAGCAAGGCUUCUACCUGAGGACAAAUCUCACCUUAGCACAAAAUUUGCAGGAACUCUAGGAUAUACGGCACCUGAAUAUGCAAUUCAUGGUCAAUUAUCAGAGAAAGCUGAUGCUUAUAGCUAUGGUGUUGUGGUCCUAGAAAUUAUAAGUGGUCAAAAGAGUAGUGAAUUGAGAGAUGAUGCCGACGGUGAAUUUCUCCUUCAAAGGGCAUGGAAACUGUAUGAGAAAGACAUGCACUUGGAGCUAGUGGACCCCACAUUGGACCCUGAAGAGUAUAGUUCAGAAGAAGUGAAGAGAAUCAUAGAAAUUGCUUUGUUAUGCACUCAAGCAUCACCUUCCACAAGACCAACAAUGUCCGAGGUGGUUCUCUUACUCAAGAGUAAGAACUUAUUGAUGGAGAAUAUGAUGAGACCUACUAUGCCUGUCUUUGUUCAUUCUAGUAAUGUUAGGUCUCAACAUGACACAUCUACUUCAACUGCUUCAUCAUCUGUCUCUGCAUCCAAAGCUACAGUUUCCACUUCAGUACUAUCUGCUCGCUGAAUAAGUGAAUAUGUGUAUGUGUUAAAAGAAGAAAAAGAUUAGGCUUUUUAAUUUCUUUCUUUAGUGUUCUUAAGAUUGUACAUUAAAAUAUUAAAUAAUAAAUACUGAUA